AGACAAACAAACAUGGCGGAAUGUCCAACAUAAGUGGAACGAUCAGCGAGAGUCAAAUUUGCUCGAUCAAACUCGGGGAAAUGGAUUUAAUUUUUUCCUCUCAUAUCCCAGAAGUAAAGAGAAUGAUAUAGGCUUACAUCAGGAUUGAAAGAUGGCAUUUAUAGAUGAUCCAGAAUUUGUUAUUGCUCAUAUUCGACACUCAUGUGUCGUGACAGAUGAAACAGGGAUGUGUGAACAAGUAAUUAUCAAUGAAGAGUUUGAAAAUGAGAAAGCUAUCAAGCACCGCAAGAGAAUCAUUGGAAAAUACACAGUUGAUAGGUGGACUACACAUUUCUUUUUUCCAGAAGAAGAUCUGUCUAAAGUUUUUGCCAAACGCGAAGUAAAACCAGUUAAAAAUAAACCAGUGGCAGUUUCUCAGCUCAGCAGACAACUGGAGGAAUCCCGUGGUAAACCAAAUAAUCCAUUCCUGGAGUACUCCAAAUUUGAAGGAGAGGCUUUCCAAGGAACUUGUACCAAAAAACUCAAGAUAUUUUUAACUAUGCUACCAGAGGAAGAAAGAGCCAUGCCAAUGAUUGUCACAGUGUUAGGAAGUGCCUGUGUACAGGACUUAAUAGGACUUAUCUUGUACAAGUAUACAAACCAGGGAUUACAGCCUCCACUCAAGAAUGAUGUCAAAUCUUUUUGUUUGCAUAUGGCUGAGGACGAUGGGGAAGUUGACACUGACUUUCCAGCUCUGGAGAACAAGGAGCCCAUCACAAAAUUUUUUUUCAAUUGUCUGGCUUUGGUUCAGGUAACAAAGGAAUACGUCUUGGAAAAACAGACAGAGCCAGGAGUUCCCAUAAGUCUUGACGCAACUCUAGAAAGCAUGGGAACAAUGGAAUUCUGUCUGGUCAGAUUUGGCCGAAAACGAAAUCAUGGGGAAGAAAAGGAAGAACCCAAUAAACAGUUUCAAGUUUAUACAUAUUAUACAUACAGGUCAUACAGAGUCAGUAUGCUGCAGAAGCUAAGGACUGUGACAGAGAUACAACUUCAAUAGAUAUGGAAAAUGUGGUUGCUUGUGACCCAGUUGAAGUGAAGAGUAAUGGCAAAUCAGUGUUCAGAAUAGUUUACUUCAGUCAAAAUGCACAUGAGUUUAAACAUUAUGACUUUGAAACUGAGGCUGAUGACGCAGGGGAAAUAGUGGAACAGGUCAAUCACAUUAUCAAGUCCAACAUGAGUGGAAAAAGAUCAGAAUACUUGUCAUCAAAAGAGAGAAAAUCUGAUAAAAGAAGAUCCUUAAGAUGAGAGCAAUUUUAACAUGAACUGCUAAAAUUUACUCAUACUAUUAAAUGAUUGAUAAAAGUUAAACCAUAUUUCCUUGAAUAAACACCCAUGCUCUAAUAAGCACCUACCUCCCCCCCAAGCAAUAAUGUCAAACAAGCACCCCCCCCCUUUUACUUUCCUAAAGAGUAGGGAUACAAGAAAAACCUGUUUCUAUUGCCAGUUAUCAUCAUUCUUAACCUGCAUCAGAUACAAUACAGGAAAAUAACAAGUGCCCUCUCUCCAAUAAAUGCCCCUCCUUUUAGCCAAAAUUUUUAAUAGGCCAGAAGUGCUUUUUGAAGGAAAGAUGUUAUUUAGUUAAAUAAUUCUCCUUGAAUUAAAUAAACAUAAAUAUA
Pocillopora damicornis (cauliflower coral) is the source of this 1655-nucleotide messenger RNA. Its product is annotated as target of rapamycin complex 2 subunit MAPKAP1. Gene Ontology annotation, biological process: TORC2 signaling. Lineage: Eukaryota; Metazoa; Cnidaria; Anthozoa; Scleractinia; Pocilloporidae. Gene Ontology annotation, molecular function: phosphatidylinositol-4,5-bisphosphate binding. Gene Ontology annotation, cellular component: TORC2 complex; plasma membrane; cytoplasm. The record is from RefSeq and is a predicted model, not a curated record.